Messenger RNA from Zootermopsis nevadensis, 2450 nucleotides. RefSeq names its product serine/threonine-protein phosphatase Pgam5, mitochondrial. Gene Ontology annotation, molecular function: protein serine/threonine phosphatase activity. NCBI's taxonomy places the organism in Eukaryota, Metazoa, Arthropoda, Insecta, Blattodea, Termopsidae. Gene Ontology annotation, cellular component: mitochondrion. The record is from RefSeq and is a predicted model, not a curated record. Gene Ontology annotation, biological process: peptidyl-threonine dephosphorylation; positive regulation of mitochondrial fission.
UAUGCGUAGUUCGCAUAGUGAACCGGAAGUUAUUACAGUGGAUUUAGUUGUAUAAACAAACAUCAUGAAUGGGUUCACAAAGUUUCAAAAAUUUGUUUUAGCAGGAUUAGGAGCAUGCGGUGGUGCACUUACUCUUUAUUACAGCUUUCAUAGCGAUAGAAAGCGAGCUUUUGCAUCGUGGACUACAAAUUACACUCCUACUUGCGAGUGGGAUUCAAAUUGGGACAAGAGAGAUCCAACAAGUCUUGUAAAGCCAUCAAAAGGUGGAAGUGAUGAUAACAGAUACAAUGAAGCUGUAGAGAGAGUCAAACCAAAAGCAGUGAGACAUCUUUUGCUGAUUCGGCAUGGCCAGUAUAACAUGUCUGGGAAAUCAGAUGAAGAGCGUAUUUUAACAGACCUUGGUAGGAAACAGGCAAAACUUACGGGUCUACGAUUACAGGAACUUUCCAUGCCAUAUACAAGAUUAGUCAGAUCAACUAUGACAAGAGCAAAUGAGACUGCACAGAUAAUUCUGAGCUCACUGCCUGCUAUCCCUGUCUCUGAUUGUUGUUUAUUGGAGGAAGGAUCACCCAUACCACCAGAGCCCCCUAUUGGUUCCUGGAAACCAGAACCUUGUCAGUUUUACCAGGAUGGUGCACGAAUUGAGGCUGCAUUCAGAAAAUAUUUCUACCGAGCUGAGAAAUCUCAGGAAAGGGACAGUUAUGAUAUACUGGUUUGCCAUGCCAAUGUCAUACGUUACUUUGUCUGCAGGGCCUUGCAGUUCCCACCUGAAGCUUGGCUCCGACUCUCGCUGCAUCAUGCUAGCAUCACAUGGAUCAGUGUGAUGCCAAGUGGGCGUGUUAUCCUUCGUGCACUUGGUGACACUGGUCACAUGCCACCAGAUGUCAUCACUUCAAGUUGAUCUAUCAUACAUUGAAACAUCUGUUUUGGGAGUGCUCAGGGUCCUGAAGGCUCAACAUAAACUGGAUGUGAAAGUUGAAUGUCAGUUGUAUGCGUCUUUGCGUGUUUGAAUAUUAUCACUGACAAGCUUCAAUGGCAGGAAGUUUAUUGCAGCUCUAUAAAACAGGGUCAUACAGAGUUGGGCAAGUUGGCAGCGUGUGUCUCCUUAAAAAUGUGCAUGCAGUCCUCAAAGAACAAGUUUUAAAGUUAAUGUCUUUUAUGGACAUACACUUGAUGAAUGAUCAAAUAAUUUGUUUUAAGGACAGUACAGUAGUGUAAUAUGAAAAGAUGAUGUCUCAAAAUUAUACAUGGUCAUUACAUGAACUAUGAUAAUUUGGUGUAUGUUAUGGUACAUUAUUAGUCACUUCAGGUACAUACCAUAGUUAUAAAGUAUUGUGGAAGAAAACUGACAGUUAACAAGAAUAUAAGGAAAGAAAAUACUACCACUUAACUUUUGAGGCACAGCACAAAUUAAAAACAAUAAGUACAUCCCCACACCAAUCAGCAAGGUCAGUAUCAAAUUUGAGGUGGCCCUACUUUGGAUAUAUAGCAUAGGCAUUCAUUAGACAAGAUAAUGUUUUUAAAGUUACUCAAAUGCAUGGAACAUUUAUUUGAUCUCUUAUCCUAUGGAAACACAUAAUUCCAUGUUUUGAAGCUUAGAAUGUGUCACAGUUUAUGAAAUUAUAAGUAAAUCAUCACAUAUCAGUUUAAAUGUUUAGCAGAGAUAGUCAGUCAGUGAAUGCAAGACAUACAGUUAUAUAGACAUGAUCAUGAUGAAAAGUGUGUAUAGAAGUGUUUCACUUUUUCAUAAAUACGUAAAGUAAAGUGGGACAUGAUAGAAGAAUAGCUAUAUGUGGCUCAUGAACUAUAGUUUGGCUGUCGCAUGUUUUUGUUUCUGAAAUGUUGAAACUUAACUGUUCUCUGUAAACCAGACAGAAAAUACUGCACUUCACUUAUCACCUGACCAACUGACAUCUGCAUAAAAUUUCAUCCUUGAAUUGUUUGCCAAAGGGUAAUAUUAGUUGACAAAUAGUAUUAAGAACUGAGGAUUCUGGAUUGUAGUGAACGAUUGUACAUAAGGCAAAAGUAUUCAGCAGAAUAAUGUUAUUAGUUUAAGAAUAAUUCUGUUAUUUAGGGUGCAUUUUUGUAUUUUUCUUUUCACAGGUAUAAAGAUGUAUGGUAUCUAAGAAGUGCCAUAACAAUCAGACUUGUAUUUAUCAGCAUAUUUUUUGUAUCAUUAUACUUUGAUAAUUACUGCAGAUACUUGCCAUUGUGCCAUAAUACAUUUAUUAGAAGAAUGCUUUUGUUUUAAUUUGUGUUUGAGGCUUGUGAUUCAGCAUAUUUAAGUUGUGAAUGUUUGGGUUUGAAACUGAAAUUUAUAUGUGUGUUAUAUUGACUUUUGGAUAUUACACACAAAUACAUUUAUGCCUUCAGUGCUUAUAAAUUGUGUAUAAUCAAAAUAAUGUGUAUUUUUUAAAAUAAAAAAAAAAUACAUGUAUGUAAUCUGAGAA